Molecule: messenger RNA, 760 nt
Organism: Bactrocera dorsalis (oriental fruit fly)
Lineage: Eukaryota; Metazoa; Arthropoda; Insecta; Diptera; Tephritidae
Exons: 1
Coding region: 225-578 (117 amino acids)
Source: RefSeq, a predicted model, not a curated record
ACCCCACAAACCAAUUAAUUUUUCACCAAAUAUUUAAUUUUUUCGAACAUUAUUUUUUGAAUUUUCGUGAAAGUAGUAAACAAAUGUUUAUCUUUCGUUAACUGAAAAAUAUUUGUUUAUCAACAAACAGAAUUUUUUUUAAGUAGAUCUACAAACGCAAAAUAGGGAAAGAUAUUAUUGUCUUUAGGAAAGAAAAUAGGAUUAGUAAAUAGUGAUAGUUUAAGAUGACUUGUUGCGGGGAAGUUGAUACUAGUAAGGGAUUCAAACCGAGUUACAAUGUGAAGGCUUUAACAGAGAAGUUCUAUGCACGGCAUGACACUCUCAAUGAAGAUCCAAAAACUGUGCUCAGUUACAAACAUUACUGUGAGGAAAUAGAAAAGCGGCAGAAGUACACGCCGCGCACAUUUUAUCUCACGCCGCGGACAGAAAAUCAAGUAUACGGUUGGUUACACCAUUUGGCAUUCAAAUAUGAUCCCGGCUACGAACAGAUGCUUUUUCAUCGUGCGCGACAAUCGGAUCCAGAUAUUAAAAUACAAAAUGCAAUAAAUUUAGCAGUUUUGCGUGGCCUGAGGCGUUAGUGAUAUGUAGCUAUAUAUGUAUGUAUAUGCAAAUACAAUAUAUAUUGUGUGUAUAUGUACAACCACUUUAAUAGAAGUGUGAUAUACAAUUUUAUGUAUACGUUUGAUGUGUAAAGAAUGGAAAUCCGUUAUGGAUUAGUAGCAACUUGUUUCAAAAUUAUGGAUAUAAUAAACAAUAUGUA